AAAUUAUUCAAUUAUAUUUCAGCACACGUCAAAACAACAAAAUCAAUAGAUUUUCACAGAAAUUCAUACAAUGCCAAAAAUUAUCUAGUCUUUUUUUGAACGAAAAAAAUUAUCUAGUCCCAGAUUUAUAUAAACAUAUCUUUCCUAACUAAUUUGGCCUGCAAAAACGAAAUCUGUCUAUUAGCUUUCCAAUUUUCAGAUCGAUUCAUAGUAGACUUCUAUUUCAGUCUUUGAAUUCAAAGCAAAAAGAAGUUUCUCUUCUUGCGGCUAAAAUAAUAUUUAUCCAUUUAUUGCAGCCCAUAAAUUUAGUUAUCGAUUCAUCUCCGCUACCGUUUCUUUCUGACUUCAAAUAACUCCCCAAAAUUUGAUAUUUUCUGCUCCCAUCACCACUAGAUCUCCCAAUUCUUCAAAGUCAAUUCUGGAUUUUUUGGCAUAAGAGAUUUCGUAAAGAUUUUGAUGGAAUUCUUGAGGAUUUUACAGCUGAAAAGUGGUCAAUUGUGGUCCAAAAGCCGAUUUCUCGCUUCUUUUUGAAAUUUUCAGACAAUCUCUGGAAAAAGUUUUGAUCUAGAUGUGGUUUUACUUUUGUUGAGCUGGAGGAGCUGUAUAUUUUCGAAUAAAGUUGGUGGUUUUUUUUUUCUUUUUUUUUUUUCAUAUUUGUUUGUUUAGAUUGAUUUUGAAUUAGUUGGGCUCUGAGAAUUUGAGGGGCUGUGCAUAGUUUUGAAGGGUUUAUUUUGAUGGCUGUGGACGAAUUAGUUGAGCUUAAAUUUAGGCUGGCCGAUGGCAGUGAUAUUGGACCUAGCAAAUAUAGUUCUACUACAACUGUGACUUCUCUCAAGGAAAGGAUCAUUUCACAAUGGCCCAAAGAUAAAGAAAAUGGACCUAAAUCCAUAAACGAUAUAAAGCUCAUUAACGCUGGAAAGAUACUAGAAAACAACAGAACACUUGCUGAAUCACGAACUCCUCUAAGUGAAGUUCCGGGAGGCGUCAUCACAAUGCUUGUCGUUGUGCGUCCUCCUCUUCCAGACAAACACAGUGAUAAAUUGCAGGAUGAAUCCCAGAAAAAGGUCGGAUGCUCUUGCUCGAUCCUGUGACGUAUUUGAGAGAGCCAAAACGACGUCGUUUUUUGCAUUGCAGGUUGCUGAACUGCAUUUUACAAGCUGUACAACCCAAAUAGAAAAAAGUGGGAUUCAAAACAAAAUUAAGGAUGAAUAUAUCAUAUAUGUAUGUCACUGGAUUGAACAGUUUAUAGAAGAAGUAAUUUGCUUUUGAAACA
Salvia miltiorrhiza (redroot sage) is the source of this 1273-nucleotide messenger RNA. RefSeq names its product membrane-anchored ubiquitin-fold protein 6-like. Gene Ontology annotation, molecular function: protein binding. The record is from RefSeq and is a predicted model, not a curated record. The transcript has 3 exons. The coding region runs from base 735 to 1091 and encodes 118 amino acids. Lineage: Eukaryota; Viridiplantae; Streptophyta; Magnoliopsida; Lamiales; Lamiaceae.